Messenger RNA from Sitodiplosis mosellana (orange wheat blossom midge), 1012 nucleotides. Its product is annotated as ribosomal RNA processing protein 36 homolog. Gene Ontology annotation, cellular component: 90S preribosome; nucleolus. Bases 175 to 957 code for a protein of 260 amino acids. Gene Ontology annotation, biological process: maturation of SSU-rRNA from tricistronic rRNA transcript (SSU-rRNA, 5.8S rRNA, LSU-rRNA). The transcript has 3 exons. Lineage: Eukaryota; Metazoa; Arthropoda; Insecta; Diptera; Cecidomyiidae. The record is from RefSeq and is a predicted model, not a curated record.
UGGCGACACUUGCCCAUAAAGAGACUCCAUCCGUCAUGUCAUGUCAUGUCAAUACUAUCCAUACAUGUGCUUCGGUGUAGUUCAACUUUGUUUUUGUUUACAACACACAGCCAGCAAUUCGGUUCUUUUAUAAUUGAAUAAUUCCAUCAAAAAGUAUAAAAAUCUGCUGGAAAUAUGGAUUGGGAAGAACAAGAUCAAGUUAAUGAAGACUUAAGCUCAAACAAUGAAAAAAACAGCGAAAAUGAUGGGGAUGACGGUGAAGAAACUAAGACCGAAAGAAGUACGAUUCGAUCAGAGUUGAAGACCAUGUCGUUUGCCGAAUUGCUCAAGCUAAAAGAGGAACUUGGUUCAAAAGUAUAUAAUGAAGCACUAUUUGGUGAGGAAUCAACACCGAAAAAGCGAAACAAAGCUGUGAAGCAUCAAACCACAUUCAAACGAGAGAAUAAAAAUCGGCCACGAGAAAUUUCUGCAAAAAAGCAAGUGCCGCUGCUGGGAAAAUCUAAGCCAUCGAAAAAAGACCAGGGACCUCGUGAUCCACGUUUCGACAGCCAAUGUGGUGAAUUUGACCGAACCAAAUUCAAAGAAGAUUAUGGAUUUGUUAAUGAAAUUCGCGAAAAAGAAAUUUCCGAACUGAAAGAGCAACUAAAACAUCUGAAGGAUGAUCAAGCGGACGAAAAGUCAAAAGUCAAAUUAUUGAUACAACGAAUGCAAAAUCAGAAUUUAGAAGAAAAGAAACUGAGGGAACGAAAACAAGCAAAAACUGAAGAGAGACAAAAGAAUAAGGAUGCCAUAAAGAAUGAGCGGAAACCAUUUUUCAUGUCAAAACGCGAGCAAAAAGCGCAAGAUUUGGUCAAACAGUUUGAAGAGCUUAAGAAAUCGGGCAAACUGAAUAAACAUUUAGAAAAAAGACGCAAAAAGAAUAUGUCGCGAGAUCGAAAAAAAUACAAUUUCGAUUAAAUAUAUUUAAUAUAUAGGUAUAGAAAUAAAGAUUCUUUUUUAUUUCAAUGAAGAA